This is a messenger RNA of Phoenix dactylifera (date palm), 3285 nucleotides long. The record is from RefSeq and is a predicted model, not a curated record. NCBI's taxonomy places the organism in Eukaryota, Viridiplantae, Streptophyta, Magnoliopsida, Arecales, Arecaceae.
UAGGAUAUGGCAAGUGGCGGAGAAGCAGCGUUGACUUUUGGGAUUUCCUUCACCGAUCACUAGAUUGGCUAGGAGGAUAACUUUCAAAGAACAUUAGAGAUCAAGUGAAGAGAGGGCAGGAGAAACUCUUCAUUCCCAGAGAGAGACAUGGCUGAAACAAUUCUCUCGCCUUUGAUGACAGGUUUGGGGAAGAAAUUGGGGGACGAUAUCCUUCAACAGUUCGGAUCCAUAUGGGGCAUCGACGAAAAGCGGGAAAAGCUUGAGAGACAGGUGCUAGCCAUCCAAUCUGUGCUUGGGGAUGCAGAGGAGAGGCAAGUCAAGGAUAAAGCAGUGAAAAAGUGGUUGGAAGCACUCGAGAAUGCAGCUUAUGAAGCAGAUGACAUACUGGAUGAGUUCCAUUAUGAAGGUAUGCGGUGCCAGGCAAAAAUCCAUGAUGAUAUUGCAAACAAGGUACUCGAUUUCUUCUCACUUCAUAACCCAGUUCUGUUUCAAUUAAAAAUGGGGAAGAAGUUAAAAGAUAUUGUGGAGAGGAUAGAUAGAAUUAAAGCAGAGGGUGCUAAUUUUGGGUUUAGAGACAAUCCACAGCCACACACCGACAGACCACAAAGCCACUCCUUUGUUGUUGAAUCAGAUGUCAUCGGUAGACAAGAAGAUAAAGAAAAAAUAGUGAACUUGCUGCUCAAUCAGCGUGAGAAUGAGAACGUCACAGUCCUUUCCAUAGUUGGCAUGGGAGGACUGGGCAAGACCACCCUUGCUCAACUGGUCUACGGAGACCAGAGGGUGAAGAACCAUUUCCAAAUGCACAUAUGGGUCUGCGUGUCUGAAGAGUUUCAUGUUGCAGAGCUGGUUAAAUCCAUCAUAGCUUCAGCUAAAAAGGAAAAGUGUGAUCUGCCAGACAUGGAUUUAUUGCAGCUCAGCCUUCGAGUAGUGUUGAGUGGGAAAAAAUAUCUACUUGUAAUGGACGACGUUUGGAAUGAGGAUUCAGAGAAGUGGGAUGCUUUAAAAAAAUUAUUAGGAACUGGUGGAGAAGGUAGUGCAAUUCUUGUUACUACCCGCAGUGAACAGGUCUCGCGAAUCAUGGGCGCAUCAACCUCUCAUCUUUUACAGCCGCUAUCUGAGGAUGAUUCUUGGACUUUGUUUAGCAAAAGAGCAUUUGUACCAGAAGCUGAAGAACGUCCACAGCUGAUUGAAAUUGGCAAGGAGAUUGUGAAAAAGUGUGGGGGACUGCCUUUAGCAGUAAAGACCCUGGGGAGUUUGAUGUGCACCAAAAAAGAAGUAAAGGAUUGGUUGGCUGUAAUGAGAAGUGAGAUUUUGGAUACCAAGGUUGGUGAGGAUGGGAUCGUACCUGUUUUAAGGUUGAGCUACAAUCACUUGCCUCCACAUUUGAAGCAAUGCUUUGCCUUAUGCUCCAUAUUCCCUAAGGAUUAUAAGAUGGAAAAAGAUAUGUUGAUCCAACUGUGGAUAGCUAAUGGAUUCGUUCCGUCUGAAGGAAGAAAGGAGUUGGAAGUUACGGGUGAGGAGAUAUUUGAUGAACUGGUGUGGAGAUCAUUCGUUCAGGAGCCUGCGCAAGAUAGCAGUAAUGAACUAUUUCUAUAUACAUAUGAAAGAAGAGCAAAAUACAUGAUGCAUGACAUGAUGCAUGACCUUGCAAAAUCUAUCAUGGGGAGCGAUUGUUCUCAGUUAUUGAAAUCUGGUCAUUUGGAAGAAUUACCUAAUAAUAUCCAUCAUUUGUUUAUAUCUGGCCCUCGCCAAUUAGACAUUGGUAAGACACUAAAUAAAUUUCCGAACAUCUUCACACUCUUGCUACAAGAAAGUUACCUAGAUAUAAGGACUAUUGAUUUGUCAAAAGCUAGGUCCCUGAAAGUAUUAAGCUUGCAGUACACAAAUCCUAUAGAAUUGCCAGUUAAAAUAAGAUAUUUGAAACAUCUAAGAUACCUUGAGAUCUUUCGAAAUGAUAUUGCAGAACUUCCUGAAGCCAUAAGCGAGCUUUUCAAUCUACAGAUCUUCAAACUAGAUUACUGCUGGAAGUUAUGUAAACUACCAGAAGCAAUGAGAAAUAUGAGAAGCCUCAGGCACCUAUAUAUAAAUGGAUGCCGCAGUUUGAAGCACAUGCCAGCAGGUAUGGGGCAAUUAAGUUUCCUGAAGACCUUGACAAAGUACAUCGUAGGUGAUGAUGAUGAGAGGGGCAUAAGGGAGCUGAAGGGCCUGAAUCUUGGUGGCCAACUAGAGCUCUACAACCUGGAGAAAGUGAGGGGCAUGGAAGAUGCUAGAGAGGCUAAUCUAGAGUCUAAACAAAAUCUACAGUCAUUAGCAUUAUGUUGGGGAGUUUCAGAGUGGGUUGAUUUCUAUAAUUUAAGAGAGCCAGAAGAUCAUUCUCUUGAUGAAGAGACAGAAAAUGCUGAGAAGGUGUUGUUAGCUCUUGAACCUCACAGUGGCUUGAAAAGGCUGGUAGUAUGGAGGUAUGCAGGUUUACGCUUUCCUAUGUGGAUGAUGGUCCGUCUUGAUUUGCUCCGCAAUUUGGUUGAGAUCCAUCUAGGAUACUGCAAACGAUGUGAGCAUCUCCCACCACUAUGGCAACUGCCUCAUCUUGAGGUCCUGUCCUUGACUAAAAUGGACUCAAUCAAGCACCUUCAAAGCAGUGGAAGUGAGGGUACAAUGCAACCGUUCCCUUCGCUGAAGGUUCUACAUCUACGAAAAAUGCAGAGCUUAAAGAGUUGGUUGGGAGAGGAAGGCAGAGAUCCAGCACCACCACCCUGUUUUCUUUUACUCGUCGAGAUACAAAUCAGUGACUGCCCAAACCUGACUUCCAUGCCCGUGCUUCCAUCUCUCCGCCAUUUGGUAAUAGACAGAAAUAGCAAGAUACCAUUGGAGUCUGUCCUUAGCCUUACCACACUAUCCUCCCUCAGUAUCGAAACCUCCAGUGCAAAUGCCAGCAGCGGGAUGCAGUCGCCAUCCUUUCCACAGGCAAGUAUACCAUCAUUAAAGCACAUGAACUCUCUGGAGUACUUGAGUAUCAUUGGUGGCGAAGAGCUGAGGCCGCUGCUCGAGUGGGAGGAUGAGACGAGGGGUUUCAGCUCAACCCUUCGAAAAUUGUUGUUCACAAACUGCAAUUGGUUGUUCUCAAGGCAGCUGUCAUCAUCACCGUUGGAAAUUUGGACAAACCUUACUUCUCUCCAUCACUUAUACAUCAAUAAUUGUGAUUCUCUCGUAUUCUGGCCAGAGGAGGAGCUUCGAGGCUUAAUUUCCCUGAAGACGUUAGAGGUUUCUGUUACGGGGGAACUCAGC